AUGUGCAAAGAGACUCAUGAAUCAGGAAACAAAGAGGUGUUGUAUAUGCACUUGGAUCUGGCCAGUCUGAAAUCUGUGAGGUCUGUCGCUGAAAACUUUCUCGAGAAAGAAUCCAGGUUGGAAAUUCUUAAGCAGACUGAGGAUGACUUUGGAAGGAUCUUUGGCGUCAAUCACCUCGGUCACUUUCUGUUAACCAUCCUGCUGCUGGAAAGGUUAAAAGAGUGCGGCCCCAGCAGAGUUGUGACAGUCUCUUCAAUGGCCCAUUGCAGGGGGAAAAUUGAUUUCUACUGCAUCAGCACUCAUAAUGAUUUGGGUUUAGGAAAUUCUGCAUUGGCCUUAUUAAUGUUGUACAGUCACAGCAAACUCUGCAAUGUCCUCUUUACGCAUGAACUGGCCAAGAGACUCAAAGGCACAAAUGUCACCUGCUACAGUCUUCAUCCAGGGGCCAUUAAAACGGACAUUGGUCGCCACAGCUAUCUAUGGUGGCGGCUGUUCAUGGCACCGAUUUUGCUGCUUUUCUUUUCGGACGUGGAAUCUGGAGCUCAGACAUCUCUUUACUGUGCACUUCAAGAGGGUAUUGAACCCCUGACUGGACGCUACUUCUCUAGCUGUGCAGUGCAGAAUGUCUCUGCUAAAGCCAGAGAUGAUGCAGUAGCCAAAAAGCUUUGGGAAGUCAGCGAGAGGCUGGUUGGUUUAGCGUGAGAUUAUCAGUUUCAUUAUGGAUUUGCACUUGCACAGUUUA
Sinocyclocheilus grahami is the source of this 742-nucleotide messenger RNA. Its product is annotated as retinol dehydrogenase 12-like. The record is from RefSeq and is a predicted model, not a curated record. The coding region runs from base 1 to 702 and encodes 233 amino acids. Lineage: Eukaryota; Metazoa; Chordata; Actinopteri; Cypriniformes; Cyprinidae. The transcript is spliced from 4 exons.